This is a messenger RNA of Vigna radiata var. radiata (mung bean), 986 nucleotides long. RefSeq names its product accelerated cell death 11. Gene Ontology annotation, biological process: ceramide transport; intermembrane lipid transfer. The coding region runs from base 151 to 771 and encodes 206 amino acids. Gene Ontology annotation, molecular function: ceramide 1-phosphate binding; ceramide 1-phosphate transfer activity. NCBI's taxonomy places the organism in Eukaryota, Viridiplantae, Streptophyta, Magnoliopsida, Fabales, Fabaceae. The transcript has 4 exons. Gene Ontology annotation, cellular component: membrane; cytoplasm; cytosol. The record is from RefSeq and is a predicted model, not a curated record.
UUAAAAGCAUAAAGAGUAAAACCAGAUUCCAUGUAAAGUAGCAAAGUUGUCGCUAGAAGAAGCGGAAGAAGCAAAAGUAGGAAUUGAUCAGAGCAUAACAGAGCAGAGAAGAACAGAGGAAGAGUACGAAGAGAAGGAUAAUCAUCGUGAAUGGCAGAGGGGAGUGGUGACAGAACUCUGCCGAGAAUCGCAGAGGCAUUCAAGGACCUCGCAAGCGUCGUCACCGAUUCGCAGAACGCGGAGGUGAAGGUUGCUCCCUUCUCCCAUGCCUGCUCUCUCGUUUCCCCUCUCUUUGGUUGCUUGGGUGUUGCCUUCAAGUUCGCCGAGAUGGAUUACGUUGCCAAGGUUCAUGAUCUGGUAGAGGCGUCGAAGUCUAUUCAGAGCUUACAGUCUCUGAUUGAUCUGGAUGUCCGAGGUGGCACUGUCAGGAAGGGAGGUAGCCACACGCGGAAUCUGCUGAGAGUGAAGCGCGGACUUGACAUGGUUAGAGUACUCUUUGAGCAGAUUCUAGUUACCGAGGGUAAUUCCCUCAAGGAUCCAGCUUCCAAAGCUUAUGAUCAGGUGUUUGCACCCCACCAUGGUUGGGCAAUCAGGAAGGCUGUUGCUGCUGGAAUGUAUGUCCUUCCUACAAAAGAACAGCUUUUGAAGAAGCUCAAUGAAGAUGAGGCGUCAGCAAAAGUUCACAUGCAAAGUUAUGUCACUGCAUCAGCACCUCUAGUCCAAUACAUAGACAAACUCUUUGUUUCCAGAGACUUGGGAAUAGAUUGGUGAAUCUUGGCAUAAUUCUUGUAUUUGAGAUUGUACAAUAUGAUUAACUGUUAAUUAUAUGGCAUAAUUCUUGUAUUUAUGAUUGCUAAGUAUUCAUUUGUUAUAGAAUUUGUUUAUAUUGCAAUAGAUAUUAAAGGCUAUUGAGAUGGUACCUGAUAUUGUCACUGAAAGGUAACUUUGGCUUAAGAGUAAGCUCUUCCUUCAGCUUUGGAGGAUUA